AUGGCGAUAGAACAAGUAAUGUCAGAUCAAGAUAGUGAGGAUGAAGUUGAUGAUGACAUUGCAGAUUUUGAAGAUCGAAGGAUGCUUGAUGAUUUUGUUGAUGUUAGCAAAGAUGAGAAACAACUUAUGCAUCUUUGGAACUCAUUUGUGAGAAAGCAACGGGUCCUGGCGGAUGGUCACGUUCCUUGGGCUUGUGAAGCAUUUUCCAGACUUCAUGGGCGGGAUCUGGUCCUUUCUCCAGCACGAUUUUGGUGUUGGAGGCUAUUCAUGAUCAAACUCUGGAAUCAUGGUCUUCUUGAUGGGUGCACAAUGAACAACUGUAACCUGAUUCUCGAAAGAUGCCAGGAUGAGGGAUCAGAUGUAGUUAAAAGCUAAAGAGGAGACCGGUAACUACUUCCGACUUGAAAGAGUACAGAAAAGAAAGUGCCGUUGAUUUUCUCCUGUGACGCCACUUUUUUUAUUCUCUCUCUCCUUCCCUCUUAUAUAAAUUAGUAGAUUAGAGAUUGACUGAAUAUUCUUUCCCAUACAAAAGAAUGGACGUCGGAGUUUACCUUUUCACUGUUGUAAUCUUAUUCAGUACGGGUCUCGGGUAACGUGUUCGCAUUACUGACACAAUUAAUUGUAAAAUUUAGCCACAAAUUGAUCUGCCAGCAUUAGCUAUACCAUAUGUAAAGCUACUAUUGAUUUCAUCUAACACAAUUCAUUGUGGAAUUUUGCUACAAAUUGAUCAGCCAGGUGCCAGCCUUAGCCAUAACAUGCUAUGUAAAGCUACUGUUGAUUUGAUCUAAGAACAAUAAACUGGCUGCUCAAAGCUGGCUUAGGGAGCUCUUAACUUGAUUUUCCCUUAGAUUUUGUACUGGGAAAGAAACAGGACUCGAGCUGACCUUGGAUGAGAUA
Messenger RNA from Pistacia vera, 897 nucleotides. RefSeq names its product polycomb group protein VERNALIZATION 2-like. Gene Ontology annotation, molecular function: chromatin DNA binding. Gene Ontology annotation, cellular component: nucleus. NCBI's taxonomy places the organism in Eukaryota, Viridiplantae, Streptophyta, Magnoliopsida, Sapindales, Anacardiaceae. The coding region runs from base 1 to 375 and encodes 124 amino acids. The record is from RefSeq and is a predicted model, not a curated record. The transcript is spliced from 4 exons.